This is a messenger RNA of Rhea pennata, 5777 nucleotides long. RefSeq names its product microfibril associated protein 5 (gene MFAP5). The coding region runs from base 153 to 653 and encodes 166 amino acids. The transcript has 9 exons. The record is from RefSeq and is a predicted model, not a curated record. Gene Ontology annotation, cellular component: microfibril. NCBI's taxonomy places the organism in Eukaryota, Metazoa, Chordata, Aves, Rheiformes, Rheidae. Gene Ontology annotation, biological process: embryonic eye morphogenesis.
UCUCCAAAAUUGUAUUUUGAAGACAACCAAAAGUAGAACAUUUUCUGGGAGUGGCUGUAUAUGAUCUAACUGUUGGCCAAAGUGAGGAGAAGAGCUGAAGGAGGAAGACAGAGUGUCUGCUGCUGUAAGGAGCAAAGACUGAGGGCUGCAGGAUGAAGACUUCUGGAGCCUGUAUACUGCUGUGUUUCUUAUCACUUUCUUUGUACCCAGCUGACUGGUAUCCAUGGAUGGUACACGGACAAGAACUGGAAACUGUAACUGGUGAUCUUAACACUGACUUUCUUAUCAGCACCUCUGCUGCAGCUGUAACACCACCUGUACUUCUUAGCCCUGUUCAAUCUGACACUGAAACUGCAACAACUGCAUCAGAUUGUCGGGAAGAGCAGUUCCCUUGCACACGCCUUUAUUCUGUUCAUAAGCCAGUGAAGCAGUGUAUCGGCUACCUCUGUGUUACCAGUGUGCGUCGCAUGUACAUAAUAAACAAGGAGGUGUGCUCUCGCAUUGUCUGCAAGGAGAAUGAGGUCAUGCAAGAUGAGAUCUGUCGCCAGCUGGCUGGCCUUCCUUCUCGUCGUCUCCACCGCUCUGGGCAGCCCCUGAAUCGCCCUUGCAGACAGCUCCUGGACCAGCAGCACAGAAGGCCUGAUGCUUUGUAACCUACCAACAGUAGAAGAGAAGAAGGAAGAGAGAGGAGAGAAAUCAUUAUCCACCCAGAAAAUCCGCUGUGUACAACCCAAGACAAGUUCCGCUUGCCUGUUGUGAUUCCCCCACUAUUUUCUGCUUCUGUCUUCCCCCACAUCCUCUUCUUCAGGUACUGCAGGACACAGAGUCCCCUCUCUCCUAUUCUGUUAUGGUGGCUGCUGUCAUCCACUAAAUCUGUUGCUGAUGAUGUGGGGUGCUCUUCUUUUCUCCCAAAUUCUAUUUGCAGGCUGUGGUCAGGUCAUUUCCCAGGGGUCCUUGUAACUGUGCUGCAUCUUCUCUUGUUUUGCCCCUGCAGAGAGGGCGGAAUGGAGACAGGAUGUAGGCUUCUCCCAUGGUACUGAUGCUCUAAGCUGAGUCUCAUGUGGAAGAUCACGAGCCUGUAUGUCCUCAGACUCUUGGCAUAGGUCUCUUGCAUGGCAUCAGCAUGAGUUCUGAUAUGCUUAAUCAUCCUUACUCUUUCCAGUCCUCCUGAGCAACUGAGUUCGCAGUGUGGUAGCACAGUGGUAGGUUCCUCCUGUGUCUGCUGGCCUCAGAGAGGUGAAAGGACUGGAACUGAGCUGUCCUCAAUCCAAGACAAACCUCAUUGUCCCUGUAUGGCAGCAGUUCAUUUAUAACUACCUCUGGGAAGUUCUUUGUCUCAGACCCUUUCCCUCCCUCAUACACAAAUGGAAUCAAAAAUAAGAAUUCUGGAGUUAAUACGGCAUUACAUUUUUUUUCUCAAUAUGAAAAGAUUAUGUUGAAACAAAAUGCUUCCUCUCCUCCCCUCUCUCCUCUUCUCCAUUCUAUCCUUCUUCUACCACUAAUGAAAUCUGUUGUUACGCAUUCCAGGCAAAUUCCAGGGAGCAGGAAAUAUGGCUGCCUCAACUCCUAAGCCCAAGAGAACUCAAAAAAUUCUUUUUGAAUUUUUUGUGUGUCUUAGCAGAACUAGAAACUUGGUUCUACUGGGCUGAAGGACAGAGCAGGAGGCAAUGAAUUAGCUUGUCCUGGUGACUUGUCUUUGUCUGGCUAACUCCGUCCUCUCCUGUUGCUUUCAGUAUCUCCACUUGAAUUCACACCUCCUAACAUUGGAGUUCCUGAACAAAACAGAAAGGAGUCACAAAUUGGGAAAGAAUGGGGGAAAAAUAUCAUUGUCUGAGACCCUGGGUUUUCCUUCAGGUUCUGUGGCUGUGCUGUCCUGCACAGAGCCAGGUGCUGGUGGGGAGAUGGGAAUAUUUGUAGGUAACAGAGAAUAAACACAGGCCAACCUUGGGAAGAGUUCACUCUUGUAGUGCUGGAUGUCUGGUCUCCUGCAGAACUUUGUUUUCCAGGUGUAUGGAAAACUAUGAGAUUACUAUGAGAUUGGAUAGAGUAAGUAGGGAAGAACAGAGCUGUCUGAAGUUUCUUAAUCACUCUAUAUAACUUACAGUGGCAUGAUCACCCAUUCUGUAGGGCACCUCAGCUGAGUAGCUUAGCUCAGCACUGCAGAAGUGAGGCUGGACCCUGUCUGUAUGAUCUCUGACAAAUGUUUUUUCCAGUUAUUAACAGAAAGCCAGUUUGCUAGAAUAGGCAUUCAACCCCUUCAUAUAAUACACCCUCCUGCAGAACUGUUCGCCAUUCAGCUUUACAGGAACAGUGGUCUGCUAGAUAUAGCCAGAGUAACACAAUAUAGGGGACAAUUGGUUGUGCAGAAGUAGAAUUUAUUUUUUAAUAGAAACACAAUUAAAGAGCCUCUCCAUGGGAUUUAAAUUUCUGCUGUAUUGAGCAAGAGGCUGUGUUACAUCCUCUGUGUAGAGAAACAUAACCCUGUGCAGAGGCAGAUUUGUUCUGUGUAAGGACAGGAUUGGCCAUAGCUGGGCUAAAUCUCUCUAUAUCAAUCUGUUAUACAGGAGAAAGAAUUCCAGGUUAGGCAGUGACUGGAAUUCUGUCCUAUAUAUAGGGGCAUAGUGCUCCUAUACAGAAGAUGGUGCUGCUCUUGAGUGCUUGAAACUCAGGAGUCUAGGGAUGGAGGAGGAAUUUCUCUACACUGAGAAUAAGCAUAUUUUUGUAAAGAGGAGGGCACUGCAAGCUUGAUCUUAAGGCCAUUCAAGUGGCAGCCACUGAUUUCUGUAGUGAGAGGCCUGUAGAGUUUGUCUGUGUGAAGGAAGGUAGGGUGGAGAUAAGAUGUUAGGAGCUCUUGGGAAUUGGACUAGACCAAGUCUCCGCUCCGUACUUAAGAGUUGAAUAUAAGCCUAUAUAGAUAUAGAUGUAUAACUGUAUAACAUAGCUACUGUACAGUAUAUAAAAAUUAUAUCUUUCAUACAGUUUGGAGAAUGGUUAGAAUUCUUUCUGCUGCUUGCUUGCAGCAGAAACAGCAAGAGGCUCUCCUUCCCAGGAGAACACUGUUUUAAUGUUAGAGUCCAUAUAAUGCACAUAAAAAAUAUUAAAAGAAAAUUUAUUUCCUGUUGUUAUUGACAGCUCUCAUGUGUUUGAGUUUAUUUGUCUCUAGCUGUAUUUCCGCCAGAUUUGUAGCCAGACUUGACUCCAGCCUGAAUCUGUACUCCUUGUUAGCCCAGUCCUGGGCUGCCAGCUGCCACUUCACUCCUGAAUCACAGGUCUUUCUGAGACCAUUAUUUUUUCUAGAGUUACAGAUAAUUGCCUUCAGCAACUUCUUUUCCAUGCACUUUUGUGCUAGUUUUUCUGGACAGUUGGUAUCUGCUGAGCACAGGGUUAACUCAUGCUGAGGACACAUGUUGUCGCUAAGGAUGUGGCCUGCCUUUCUGAUGGAGAUUUACUGUCUCCAACUACAAUGAUAAGAUGGUUGAAGUAAAAUAAAAGCUGUGAUAUAUCAUCUUAUAACCAAAGAAGAAUGUAUUCACUAGAGCUCAGAAGUAGUGAUAGCUGAAAAAUCCAUUGACUACAUUAAAAAUUAUACAUCUAGCUCAAAAGAAUUAUGAAAAAUUCUCUUUCACUGAAUUUCUGCCUUUCCCACGGAUUGAUCAGGUACAGCAUGUAUGUUAAAUAUCAGCCACAAAGAUUGGAGGACCCAGAACACAGGAGUUUCCAGGGAGCUUUUUUUCCUGUACAAACAGUCAAAAGGACUGAGCUGCAUUUAGUUGUCAUUUCUAGAACAAAAGUGGCUGUGGCCCAAACUACCCAUUAAACUGCUUCUAGCAGUUGCCCGUAAUUCUUCAGGAUCAGAGCAUGGAAUGGACAUCAUUGCACAAGACUAUCCCUUAGAAUCAGUGCUUCUUCCUAGCUAAUGGUGCUGAGUUCAUGUCUCAAAAUAUUACAAUAAUAACAGCCUCAGCCAGAGGGGCCAUAAAUGUUGCUCCCAUCCAUACUUUCCUGAUCCUGCUUUGACUUGUGACUUCUUGUAAUGUCUUGGUAUCAGGACAUUCAACAAGCUGUGUAAGCAGAGUACCAUGUUAUCUGGUUUAACACUGCUGUCUUUUUCAGUUUAUUCAUCCCUUCUGUUGCAGCACUGGAGAUCACUGUCUUCCUCAUGUUCAUUAGUAUUUAUCCUAUGUAUUGAUUUAUGUCCCUUACCAUUCCAACCUCAAUAGUCUUGGUGCUUAGUUGCCUAUCUCUGGACAUUUCCCAUUGUCAGUAGCCUGCUACAGGUGCCUUCUCUUGUAAAUUGGGGAAACAGUUUUAAACACAGUUCCAGCUAAGUCUGUUUCCUGUAAGACUUGGCUAGCCACAAGGAGUGGUGCCAGAGUCCCAUUUUAGAAGCGUGACCUAGAGUUUGUGGCUGAUUUUCAUAAACUCUUCUAACCUGGAGCUGAAGUUACAUGGCCUGCAGUCGCUUCCCACACAAGAACUGUUUUUGCUCAUUUUGCUGUCACCCUUCCUGGUUACUGAUCAGUGUUGUGAAUUUCAAGGCUGCUGUGGCUUGUGCUCUGCUGCCUAACCCUCAGUCUGAAGUGUUACCUUGCUUUGCUAGGCACAGGGAGAUGGAAUUCCCCCUUAAGGGUAGUCAGUCGCACAGACAGGUACUUUGCCUAGAAAGCGAGAUCUCCCAUUUCUUCUCUUCUUUACUCUCCGCCUUUAUUUCCCUCAUCCUCUUUUCAGUCUAUCUAUCUUCUCUGUUCACAUGUUCAUCUCAGAGCAAGAAACAAGGUGAGGAGGACAGUGAGACUGAGGUGGAGUGGAUGUACAACGAGAUGGUGUACAGUAGCCCCAAGUGAGAUUGGGAGUAGUGCUUGGCCUGUGCCAGCUAACCUUUUAUCUUGCACUCUGGUUCUCAUGCACUGUGGCUCCCUGAGCUGUAAAGCUCAGGGAAUUUUCCAAAGAGGAGGACAUAACAGUCAGAGCAGAGAUGGAAUAAUGUCAGCACAGGUCAGUUGUGCAUAGUGAUGGUAUGUGUUAAGGGGUAGGCUCCAGGUUACACAAACAAGGUAGGAAAUGCAGGAAGUAUUUAACACCAAUGUAUUCCACCCUUUGCUGUGCCACUGCUCAGCUCUUGCUGUGGGAAUCCACGAAGAGGCUGUUGAAAAUGGCUGCCAUAUCACAUGGAAGCUUCAUGUUUCAUAGACCUCAUGUACAGGAACCCAGAGUGACGACAGAGUGUGUUGUCAUCAGAUCUCUAAGCUUGGAGGGAUUCCUAGAGAGCAUGCUACUGAUUAAGAUAUGGGUUUGUCCUUCACCAAGGAGAGAGAUGCGUGCAAUCCAUCCAAGAAGACCACUUCCAUUACAUAAAGAACAACUGUACUGAAAUCAAAAAGGACUUCAGAUUUUUAAGGUGAAUGAUCUCAUAACAUUUACUCUUGCUUCACAUGGUCUGACAUUGUUUGUCAGUGUACUUUUCUCCUUAUGUGUCCAGUUGUGAACAGUGCCUUGACUGGUACAAAGGAAAUCUGAAUUCCAUCUCUUUAUCUGCCUGCCUGCAUCUUCACCUGCCUGCUCUGUGAUCUUCAGUAUAUUUUGCUUCAUUUCUCUCUGUUUCUUCACAUCCUUAGUCCUUUUAAUUGUACCAAGCUGGAAUAAACACCCGCAAAAUAGAGAGUCAAUUUUAGUCCUUUAAAGAAAACUAUUAAAAAACAUGCUUGAAAUGACAAGAAUAAAUGCAAUUGUCUAUUUUUACUAUUAUUUUUUUUCCAAAUAAAAAUUUUUAAAACCAA